AGACGAAGUUGGGCGCUGACCGUCGCUAUUGUUUGCAGUCGCACGCGGCUGACGCGGAUCCUUCUUCGGCUUGCGCCUCCAUUUUUCUCGUCGUUUCCCCGAUCAACGUGGUUCCUGCGUCGUGCUAGAACAACAGCGAGCUCCUCGCAAUGUCGACGGUGGCGAGUCCCUUAGCCGUCGGUGGCAUCCGACAGUCCGGGGCGCCGGUGCGAACGCAAAAUGUUAUGGCUGCGUGCGCUAUCGCUAAUAUAGUCAAGAGCUCGUUGGGUCCAGUUGGCUUGGAUAAGAUGAUGGUCGACGAUAUUGGUGAUGUCACUAUUACCAAUGAUGGUGCGACCAUCCUGCGCUUGUUGGAAGUCGAGCACCCGGCUGCACGAGUUUUAGUCGAAUUGGCCCAGUUACAGGACAUGGAAGUUGGAGACGGCACUACUUCAGUGGUCAUAGUGGCGGCGGAGCUUUUGAAAAAUGCGGAUGAGCUUGUGAAACAGAAGAUACAUCCAACUUCGGUCAUUAGCGGUUACAGACUCGCUUGCAAAGAAGCCUGCAAGUAUAUUCAGGAACAUCUUACUGUCAGUGUGGACGAACUUGGGAGGGAUUGCUUAGUAAACGUUGCAAAGACGUCUAUGUCGAGCAAAAUUAUUGGAGCUGAUGCCAAUUUCUUUGGCAACAUGGUGGUUGACGCUGCUAACGCGAUAAAAGUUGGCGACGGCAAGGGAGGAUUUUUGUAUCCCAUUAAGGCAGUGAAUGUCUUGAAGGCACACGGGAAGAGUGUCCGGGAAUCGGUUUUGGUUCAGGGAUAUGCUCUAAACUGCACCGUCGCUUCUCAAGCGAUGCCGAAGAGAAUAGCAAACGCAAAGAUCGCGUGUCUAGACUUCUCGUUGCAGAAGGCAAAAAUGAAGUUGGGUGUCGAGGUGCUUAUCACAGAUCCCGAGAAACUCGAGGCUGUUCGUCAACGCGAGGCGGACAUCACCAAGGAACGCAUACAGAAGAUUCUUGCCGCCGGGACCAAUGUCGUUCUUUUGUCCGGUGGCAUUGACGAUUUAUGCCUAAAGUAUUUCGUGGAAACUAAGACCAUGGCGGUGCGCAGAUGCAAGAAGGCCGAUUUGAAGAGAAUCGCCAAGGCGACGGGCGCACAUUUUCUAACGUCGCUGACCAACAUGGAGGGAGAGGAGAGCUUCGACGCCAGUUUCUUGGGGGAGGCGGCCGAAGUGGUACAGGACAUGAUUUGCGACGACGAGCUUAUCUUGAUUAAAGGACCCAAGGCACGUACAGCGAGUUCUAUCAUUUUACGUGGACCAAACGAUUAUUACUGCGACGAGAUGGAACGUUCCAUUCAUGAUGCGUUGUGCGUCGUCAAGAGGGUCCUGGAAAGUAAGAGCGUCGUCGCGGGAGGAGGCUGCGUGGAAGCUGCGCUCUCAAUAUAUCUAGAAAACUUCGCGACAUCAUUGAGCUCCCGAGAACAACUGGCCAUCGCGGAAUUCGCUCGAUCUCUAUUAAUUAUACCAAAAACGUUAGCCGUAAACGCUGCACAAGACGCAACUGACCUCGUCGCUAAGCUCCGAGCCUAUCAUAAUUCCAGUAUAACAAAACCAGACCUCGUCGAUUUGAAAUGGGUGGGUCUCGAUUUACUCGUGGGAAAUAUAAGAGAUAACAAGAAAGCGGGUGUGUUAGAGCCAGCCAUUUCAAAAAUUAAAUCUUUGAAAUUUGCUACUGAAGCGGCUAUAACCAUUCUUCGAAUCGAUGAUAUGAUUAAACUAGAUCCCGAGCGUUCGAAAUCUAAAUCUUAUCAAGACGCCAUGGACGCUGGAGAGUUGGAAGAUUAAUAUCGAAAUGCAUUUACGUGUUAUGUUGGAUACAAUGCGUUUAUACGAGAAAAAUGUAAAAGAUUUGUAAAUUUUACUGCGCAUACAAGUAUUACGCGAUAAUAAAGAUUUAAUUACAACUUGCCGCUCGUAUAUUGCAUGCAUACAAGUUUAAAUCCGUGUGCACAUGAAAUGCUGCAAAAAUUUAGAUCUCUUUUAUAUGUUAACCUUAUUUGAUUGCAUUAAUACAAUAGAAUACAUGUAAUGUUCGUAUUGAAAAAAUGUAGGAUAUAUUUAAUUUUCUGUUUAUUACUAAAAACUAGGAUGUCCUUAAACUUACAUUCUUUGAUUUAUAUGAAUAAAUUUGUUCAUGUUUAAUUGUAAGAGAAAAUUUUGUAGUUAAUUGUCAUGAUAUUUACAGUAUGUCGAAAAUGUAUUUCGUACUGUCUAUACUAAUCAUAUCAAUCUUAUCCAAAUGUCUAUGUAAUUAUUUAACAAUGAAUGACUUAAAUAAUAUGACUUAAAUCAUACGUAUUAUGCACGCCUAUUAUCAAUUUUAUUUCAGAUAAAAAUAUGUUUAACAUACAAAUCCCACAUGAAGUGAAAAAGCACGAAUAUUUUGUAGACUGUAGCAUAUUACAAAUAAUAAGUUCAGAUGAUAUUUUCCUAGCAUCACACAUAUAAAAGAAAAAUGCUGACAAAAAAACAUUUCUACUAACUUAAUAAAUUAUUUAAUAUAUACUUAUAACAGUUCAUUAAUGGAAAAUAAUGGAGAAUAACAGUUUUAAGUAUUAUAUGAUAUGUAUGUUCGAUAAAUUUAAUAUCGUUUAUAAACGGUUUUACGUAUAAACGAUAUUUAUUUGCUCA
Vollenhovia emeryi is the source of this 2669-nucleotide messenger RNA. It is a transcript of the gene CCT1, whose product is annotated as T-complex protein 1 subunit alpha. The record is from RefSeq and is a predicted model, not a curated record. Bases 150 to 1823 code for a protein of 557 amino acids. NCBI's taxonomy places the organism in Eukaryota, Metazoa, Arthropoda, Insecta, Hymenoptera, Formicidae. Gene Ontology annotation, cellular component: chaperonin-containing T-complex. Gene Ontology annotation, biological process: protein folding. Gene Ontology annotation, molecular function: ATP binding; ATP-dependent protein folding chaperone; ATP hydrolysis activity. The transcript is spliced from 10 exons.